Messenger RNA from Saprolegnia parasitica CBS 223.65, 1191 nucleotides. RefSeq lists its product as hypothetical. NCBI's taxonomy places the organism in Eukaryota, Oomycota, Saprolegniomycetes, Saprolegniales, Saprolegniaceae. The record is from RefSeq and is a predicted model, not a curated record. The transcript is spliced from 4 exons. The coding region runs from base 20 to 1159 and encodes 379 amino acids.
UUCUUCAAGUGGCGACUCAAUGGCUCAACGGUUGCUCAGCAGUCUCGCGCUCGCGUCCUUGGUGUCGGCGUCGUUCUGGGGUCGCAUCUACUUGCGCGACGGCAUGGCGCCGAUCCAGUACUUCAAGGACACGUACGGCGGUGCGGUCCCGACCGACGAACUCCAGCUCGUCUUCCCCGUCAACACGCUGGGCUGCACGCCCUUCGACGACGACGACAAGUGGCUCAUCGAGAACGACGAUGUGCGCGAAGCGUACGUUGUCUUGGACCGUGGCAACUGCACCUUUGACGUCAAGUCCAUGCACGCCCAGGCCGCCGGCGCUGCCGGUGUCAUCCUCGUGAGCACGGACGAAGAGAGCGUGCGGCCAGUCGCCCACGUGUCUGCUGGCGAAAUCACGAUCCCGACGGUCAUGGUGCGCCACAGCGCCGGCGACCUCUUCCGCGCUGCGGCGGCGCGCCAAGCCGUGUUCGGGAAGCUCGUGCCCAUGGCGUGCGAGAACUCGGUCUGCCACCCCGAGACCGAGAGUGACUCUGAGUUUAUGCGCGUCGCGGGCAGCGGCGUCGUGGCCUAUGCGGACGGAGCGAAGUUUGACUUCUUGGCCGCCACCUUUGGCGGUCCGCUGGUGAAGCACCCACUGCAGCUGGCCGUUGCGUCGCCCGCACACGCCUGCGCCCCGUUGAGCUCGGACGUUGCGGACCACGCCGUACUCGUGGCACUCGGCGGCAACUGCUCCAUCUUGGCCAAGGUCUCGGCGGCCCAGAUCGCGGGCGCGGCCGCGGUCAUUGUCGCCCAGCGCGAGGAGACGCCGCUCGCGACGCCGUCGGUCGAGACGCCGUGGGAAGCGUACAACAUCACGAUCCCAACGAUCAUGGUGUCGCACGCCACGAGCAGCCGCCUCCAGCUUCGCCUCCAGGAAGCGAUGCACCUCGAGACAGAUGCGACGGUUGCUGAAGCGUGGGAAGCCAUUUUGCACCUCCAAGAACUCUCGAAAUGGCCGUCCAAGAAGAGCCGCCGCGAGGCAUUCCUCACUGAGAUCCUUGCCAAGCAUUGCGGGACUCAGGAGCGCCGAGACGCUGUACGCACCUACUUUAUCAACGUGGCCGGCGGCUCGCCGGCAUCGUGGGACAAGCUCUUUGCGCCCGUGAAGGACGAGUUGUGAUUUUCAAAAAUGCAUUAGUCGAUUACUUGGUC